UGCGCGUGCGUAUUGGAUUGGCUGCCGGUAGGCUUCUGUGCGUCGGAAGAUCCGUGAAUGUCGUUUUCAGGUUUGGCGGCAGUUUGAACGGUUAGUGGUGUUCGGUUCACAAGAGUCAGCGACCUCUGCGAGUCGUCGGGUGCACAACCGAGGUGAGAUAAUGAGGCAGCUACUGGAGCUGAGCUCCACCGUCAGUUGCAAGCCUUGGGCCCUCUGGCUCCUGCCUCAGCCCUGUCCCAAAGACCAGUGCAGCCUCGGUCUACAACGAGCAGACAGAGCAUUGAAACACGGAACGCAUUGGGAGAGAUUCGUGCAGAGGAAUAUGACUCAGCCUACAUAUCGGAUCGGCUUCGCUUGGCAGUUGGUUAAGACCCAGCAGUCUGCGGGAGAAACUCAGUGGGUCGAGCAGUGUCCGGGUGGGGAAGCGGAGGAAAGGAACUGUCGACGACGUUUCAAGAUCUGAUGCUGGGAUUCGACCUGAAACGUCUACACUUCCUCUCCUUACAUUGAUUCUGCUCGACCUGCUGAGUUCCUCCCGUAGAAUACUUAUUGCUCCGCAUUCCAGCAUCUGCAGUCACUUCCGUCUCAGUUGGUCAGCUUGGACACGUUGGGAUGAUGAGGCUGUUUCCGUGAAGAGCAUGACUCUGGUAUUUUCGGACCUUUGGCUCUUGACUGACUCUUUCAAGUGUUUGUGAGGAUGGCCCCUACUACAAACUCAUGGUCCACAAGAAAUGGAAAGUAAUAAAUGGCAUCGUAGGAGGCAAUUUACACACCACGAUCAACGACGACACAAUCAGCAACGAUACCGAGCAUAUUAUGGUCACAGGAACCAGCAGCAUGACUCCAGUGAAUCCAGCGAGCAGAAUAGUUCCAGUAUGUCAGCAGGAGAACCAACUAACAGUACUUCACUGCCACCUGAUGUACCCGAGCUGCCUGGAUUUUACUAUGAUCGAGAAAAGAACAGGUAUUUUAGGCUAUUACCAGGACAUAAUAAUUGUAACCCUCUUACUUGGGAGGCAAUUAACCAAAAGGAAAUGGAAGAAAAGCGACUGAAGAUGUUGGCGGAAGAUGCUAGUAAUACGAGGGUCGCUCGAACGGGUAUGGACUUUAUUUCACUAUACUGCAAAAGACAUUGUGGAUUAAUGAACUUGCAAUCAUAUCAUCGGCAUGUUCAUGAGCUCAAGAUCAGUAGAAUGAGAAGGAAUACGCUCAAGAUUCAAAAUUCAGAGUCUUCCAGCACAAGCAAUUUUGGAAUGAUUUUAGCAGACACCAAUUGUGAGCGGUUAUUUGUUGUAAAAAACGAUGAAACUGGCUACAAAUAUGGAAUUGUGAAUCUGGAGGGAUGUAGGAAGGGAUCUGGCUUAAUUUCUGUGACUUUGUGUGACAAUCUGUACACCACAUUUCGCAAGGGCACCUCCGUUUGUUGGGCUUCUCUCUCUGGGCAUGAUUCACAUGUCUUGCUUUGUCUUACAGGUCAUGCAGAUACCCCAGGAAGUGUCAGCCUGCUUCCGAGUUCAAUAUUUAGUAAUUCAAGCAUGGAAGAACAGCCAAGGAUGAUGUGCAACUUUAAGAGCUCAACUGUCUGGACCUGCACCUGGUGCUAUAACCCACAAGCUGACAAGUGCUUCAGUACAGGUUUGUUGCAUCGUGUUUUUGUGACUGAUGCUGUGACAGGACAAAAGCAGAUAUUCAGCACAAACAGUGACGUUCUUGCUCAGCAGUUUGCUCGCAGGGUCCCAGUAUUGUACAAUGGCUGUCGGUCUGGUGAGAUUUUCAGCAUAGACAUCAGACAACAAAGAAGGAAAGGACAAAGCUGGAAAUGUACUAAUUUCUUUCAUAACUCCGCUGUGACCUGCAUCCGACUCCUGCAAGAUGAAAACUAUCUCAUUGCUGCAGACAUGAUUGGGGAGAUUAAGCUUUGGGACUUGAGGACUGCAAGGUGUGUCAAGCAGUAUGAAGGUCAUUACAACAAGCACGCUCAGCUCCCCAUACACAUCAAUGAAGAAGUAGGAGUUCUUUUAGCUGUUGGACAGGAUCACUAUACACGGAUCUGGAGUCUGAAGGAUGGUUGCCUCCUUCGAACUAUUCCAUCUCCUCACCCUGGCUCCAGUGACUCGAUUCCCAGUAUAGCCUUUUCUUCACAACUGGGUGGGAGCAGAGGGGUACCUGGACUGAUAAUGGCUGUCAAACAAGAUCUAUAUCACUAUACGUACAACACCGAUCUCCAACGAGCUUGAAGGGAGAGUUCCAAGACCACUGUGUACAGUCUCCUGGGGGGAUUUUUAAUGUGAAAUACAGAAAAUAAUAUAAAUAAAUUUGUUUGUGUUUUUA
Messenger RNA from Hypanus sabinus (Atlantic stingray), 2331 nucleotides. RefSeq names its product WD repeat domain 21 (gene wdr21). The transcript has 14 exons. Lineage: Eukaryota; Metazoa; Chordata; Chondrichthyes; Myliobatiformes; Dasyatidae. Gene Ontology annotation, cellular component: Cul4-RING E3 ubiquitin ligase complex. Gene Ontology annotation, molecular function: protein binding. Bases 732 to 2237 code for a protein of 501 amino acids. The record is from RefSeq and is a predicted model, not a curated record.